GAAUCAUGUAUCGCAAAUCCUGCGCGUCUUCGGCAGCGUGUCUGAUCGCCUCUGCCGGGUACCAGUCCUUUUGUUCUCCAGGGAAGGUGAACUCUGUUUGUAUCAGCUGCUGCAACACUCCGCUCUGCAACGGACCCAGGCCGAAGAAGAGGGGGAAUUCUGGCGUCGUGCCGAGGGCGCACAUGAUAACCACUGUUCUGUUCCUUAAAUUGGCUCUCUUGUUUUUCUCUUGCUAA
Messenger RNA from Cariama cristata (Red-legged seriema), 236 nucleotides. It is a transcript of the gene LYPD1, whose product is annotated as LY6/PLAUR domain containing 1. Gene Ontology annotation, biological process: acetylcholine receptor signaling pathway. The annotation marks the transcript as partial. The transcript has a single exon. The record is from RefSeq and is a predicted model, not a curated record. Gene Ontology annotation, molecular function: acetylcholine receptor inhibitor activity. NCBI's taxonomy places the organism in Eukaryota, Metazoa, Chordata, Aves, Cariamiformes, Cariamidae.